This is a messenger RNA of Cynoglossus semilaevis (tongue sole), 2306 nucleotides long. RefSeq names its product TXK tyrosine kinase (gene txk). The transcript has 18 exons. The coding region runs from base 277 to 1818 and encodes 513 amino acids. The record is from RefSeq and is a predicted model, not a curated record. NCBI's taxonomy places the organism in Eukaryota, Metazoa, Chordata, Actinopteri, Pleuronectiformes, Cynoglossidae. Gene Ontology annotation, biological process: protein phosphorylation. Gene Ontology annotation, molecular function: ATP binding; protein tyrosine kinase activity; protein binding.
GUUCAGAUGUGUCUGUGGUUUCCAUUAAGUCACACCUUCAACUUCCUGUCUUCCUCUCCAUCUUUUUUUUUUAACAAACACAAACCACUAGAAGUGUGAGCGUCUUGUUUAAAUUUUUUGUUGAACUUUUCUGUCAAUAACAAAUUGAACUGCCCUGUGAGAAGUUGCAAACGUUUCUUCUCUGUGUUUUUUUAAUCUUUCUUUUCUCCUCCUCCCCCUGAAGCUACUAGUUUGUCCUCCGCUUCUUCUGAUCAGUAGCCAUAUUUAAAGCAGAAGAUGAUCCAUUCCAAUCACUCCAUCCACUCCGUGUUCUGUUGCUGCUGCUGCUCCGUUCAGACCAGAGAGGUUAGAACCCAACUGGAACUGGAGAGUGGAAGAACAUCCCUGUGUUUUCAGAGCCGUAGAUACCCGGGACAACCGCACCGCGUGGACAGGUCCAGGAGAAAGCUUCCUCCUCCCCCUCCUCAGGACGAAGAGGGCGACGAUCUGCUGAGGGUCGUUGCAAUGUACGACUUCAAAGCUCAGGAAGAAACGGACCUGACGCUCAAACAGGGGGACGAAUACAUCAUCCUUCACAAACAGGACCAGCUCUGGUGGAGAGCACAGGACAAACACGGGAACAAAGGCUUCAUCCCCAGUAAUUAUGUAACUGAGAAGAACUGCAUAGAAGCCAAUGUGUGGUACUGCAAGAACAUCACCAGGAUAGAAGCCGAGCAGCUGCUGAGACAGGAGGACAAAGAAGGAGGAUUUGUGGUGCGGGAGUCGAGUCAAAGAGGAGUUUACACAGUCUCCGUUUACACCAAGACAUUUAGUUCAAGGGGUGACAUCAGACAUUAUCAGAUCAAAACCAGUGAGUGUGGAAAAUUCUACCUGGCUGAAAAACACACAUUCACGUCCAUACCUGAGGUGAUCUGCUACCACCAACACAACGCUGCAGGCCUGGUCAGCAGGUUGCGUUAUGCUGUGGGACCAAUGGGAAGGUAUUUACCUGCAACGUCAGGAUUCAGCUCAGAAAAGUGGGAGAUCAUCCCCUGUGAACUGACCUUCAUGAAGGAGUUGGGCAGUGGUCAGUUUGGCAUGGUGCGACUUGGAAAAUGGCGAGGUCAACACAAGGUGGCGAUCAAAACCAUCAGAGAGGGGGCCAUGGGUGAGGAGGACUUCAUCGAGGAGGCCAAGGUCAUGAUGAAACUGUGUCAUCCUAAACUGGUGCAGCUGUAUGGUGUUUGCCUGCAACAGCGGCCCCUGCUGAUCGUGGCUGAAUUCAUGGAGAAUGGCUGCCUGCCGGAAUUCCUGCGGCCGAGGGGGGGGGCGCUGGAGGGGUGCAGGCGGCUUCUGUCCAUGUGCCAGGAUGUGUGUGAAGGGAUGGAGUAUCUGGAAGCUCACAGCUUCAUCCACAGAGACCUGGCAGCCAGAAACUGUCUGGUUGAUGAACAUAAGGUGGUGAAGGUCAGCGACUUCGGAAUGACCAGGUACGUCCUGGACAACCAGUACACCAGCUCCAGUGGGGCCAAAUUCCCAGUGAAGUGGUCUCCACCUGAAGUUCUGCACUUCAACAAGUACAGCAGCAGCUCCGACGUGUGGUCCUAUGGCGUGGUCAUGUGGGAGAUCUUCUCAGAGGGUCGAUCUCCGUUUGAAAACCGCUCUAACAUGGAAGUAGUCAACGACAUCACCAGAGGGAUCCGUCUGUACCGACCACAUCGAGCCUCCAGACGUCUCUACGCCCUCAUGUACUCCUGCUGGCAUGAGAAGCCUCGGUGUCGACCGUCUUUCUCUGAGCUGCUGGAGGACAUCAGACAAAUGGCAGAAAACCCAGACUAACAUAUACACAUUAAUUUUAUUAUUAUUUUUUUUUUACAAAUUUUAUUUUUGUUAAAAACCUCUGUGACCUUUAUUAUCAAAACCCAAAAUACUAUUUCACAUUUUCAAUAGUCAAUAGUUUAAAGUGAAAUGAAAUUGAAUCAAGGAGGUGAAAAAAAUCACAAAAAAAUUUAAAGUGAAAACUAGAAAGAGUCUGAAGAGUGACUGCAGAGACUUCAAUGUUGACCUUUGUGACCUUUGACUUGGUCAGAGUUUUAAUGAAGCAUUUUCAAAUCAGAGCAAACCUCACAUUUUAGACCAAACUUGAAUGGAAACCUGUUCAGAUGAUUGAAGCUCAUCAACAGGUUCUGAUCUAGAACCACCUGAGGAAUUGUUCCUGCAAAACCGAUGGAGACACCACUGAAGAAGAAAGAGGAGAUUUUAAAAAUGUUCUAAGAACUUUUUGACUGAUGCUUCUAUCCAUACAGAAUAAAGAAACUGCUGACGUG